Messenger RNA from Bombyx mandarina (wild silkworm), 372 nucleotides. RefSeq names its product histone H2A. NCBI's taxonomy places the organism in Eukaryota, Metazoa, Arthropoda, Insecta, Lepidoptera, Bombycidae. Gene Ontology annotation, cellular component: nucleosome. Gene Ontology annotation, molecular function: structural constituent of chromatin; protein heterodimerization activity; DNA binding. The record is from RefSeq and is a predicted model, not a curated record.
AUGACGGGUCGCGGUAAAGGCGGGAAAGGCUUGGGGAAGGGAGGCACUCGGUCUUCGCGUGCCGGCCUUCACUUCCCCGUGGGCAGGAUACACAAGAUCCUCAGAAACGGCAACUACGCUCCCAGGAUCGGUUCCGGAGCCCCGAUAUACCUCGCAGCGGCUCUGGAAUACCUCGCCGCCGAAAUCCUGGAGCUCGCGGCGGACGCGGCAAAAGAAAUGAAAAAGACCAGAGUCAUACCGCGGCAUAUCCUGUUCGCCAUUAAAAACGACGAGGAAUUAAGCAGGAUGAUGACCGGAGUGACUAUAUCGCAGGGCGGAGUCCUACCGGCCAUCCAGCCCGUGCUGCUACCUAAGAAAACCACUAAACACUAA